UCAAAGGUACAGUUUCUCUUCUCUAAGUAGGGUUUACUGGUAGGUGUUCUGUGGUAGCCUCUAGUAAGUACGCUGUAGCUGGGUCAGUUAUAGCAGUCUCAGUAGUCUUUUCUGCACCGUUUAAAUACCAGUUUGUAAAUAAAUCUGCAAAGAAAAGCCGUCGGUGAUCAUAAUGCGUAGCGACGAUGAUAGAUACGGCGACAAGCCUCGCUCAUCGAGCCACUCGAAAAAGUUCCGCAUGAACGAGGGAGACUGGCUCUGCGGCGAUUCGCAGUGUGGCAACGUCAACUUCGCACGCAGGACCAGCUGCAAUCGAUGUGGCAAAGAAAAAUUGGAGCUGGCAUCCAAGCGACAGCUGGGUCAUGAAAUUGGCAAGGCGGCGGCCGAGAAAAGCCGUGGUCUUUUCAGCGCCGACGACUGGCAGUGCGGUCGCUGUGGGAAUGUCAACUGGGCCCGUCGCCAGUCAUGCAACAUGUGCAACGCUCCCAAGUUUGGCGAGGUGGAGGAGCGGACUGGCCUCGGAGGCGGCUAUAACGAACGUGAAAGUGUCGAGUACGUGGAACGGGAGGAAUCAGACAGUGAAUACGAUGACUUUGGCCGCCGUAAGAAGCGGCCUCGAAGAGACGAUCAUUCAGCCAGCCCCAUUUCUCGGCGAGCAGAAAGGGCAAAUGAAGAAAAGAACAAUGAAGAUCGUGGCGACGACAAUGAUGGUGAUGGUGAUGAUGAUAAUGAGGAGGAGGAGGAUGAUGAUGAUGAUGGCGAUGAUGAUGGCGAUCUUUCCAAGUACGACCUGAGUGGCUGGGAUUCUCCUUCCAGCCCCGCAUCCAGUGGAAAGCCAGAAAAGGAACCGCCGCUGGAGGAAAAGAAGGCUGAAGGAGCGUCCAGGUCCAGGGACAGCCAAGACUGAGGAGGCAGGAAAUAAAAAACACUGCAGCUGACGA
This is a messenger RNA of Rhipicephalus microplus (southern cattle tick), 941 nucleotides long. Its product is annotated as zinc finger Ran-binding domain-containing protein 2. Gene Ontology annotation, biological process: RNA processing. NCBI's taxonomy places the organism in Eukaryota, Metazoa, Arthropoda, Arachnida, Ixodida, Ixodidae. Gene Ontology annotation, molecular function: RNA binding; lipopolysaccharide binding. The record is from RefSeq and is a predicted model, not a curated record.